GUUCGCUGUAGAGCGGCGGGAGCGGAGCGGGGCCCCUAACAUGGCGGAGCAGCCCGGGGCGUCCAGCCCGAGACAGCAGCGCCGGGGGCCGGGGGCAGAGGAGCUGCCGCUGCCGCGCUGAGCAGCCGCCGGGGGAGCGCCCGGCCGCCCGCCGCCAGCAUGGCCCGCUGGAUCCCCACCAAGCGGGAGAAGUACGGGGUCGCAAUCUACAAUUACGAGGCUGUCCAAGAUGUGGAGCUCUCCUUGCAGGUUGGUGAUACGGUUCACAUUUUGGAGAUGUAUGAAGGUUGGUACAGAGGAUACACCCUCAGGAAUAAAUUGAAAAAGGGCAUUUUUCCCAAAACUUACAUUCAUUUAAAAGACGCAACUGUGGAAGACCGAGGACAACAUGAAACAGUGAUUCCAAGUGAACUGCCUCUUGUUCAAGAACUCACUUCCACACUGAGGGAGUGGGCAGUUAUCUGGCACAAGCUGUAUGUGGACAACAGGAUGACACAAUUUCGGCAUUUACAACAAAUGACCUAUUGCCUGAUAGAAUGGAGAUCACAGAUACUCUCUGGGACCCUUCCCAAAGAUGAGUUGGCAGAACUCAAGAAGAAGGUCACUGCUAAAAUUGACUACGGCAACAGGAUCUUAGGGCUGGAUCUGGUGGUGCGAGAUGACAAUGGAAACAUCCUGGACCCAGAUGAAACCAGCACGAUUGCUCUCUUUAAGUCCCAUGAGAUGGCAUCCAAAAGGAUCGAUGAAAGGAUCCAAGAGGAGAAGUCUCUGCAACAGAAUUUAGAUCUCCGAGGACAGCCAGUAUUCAACACAACACACACUUACAGUCUGUACGUGAACUUCAAGAACUUCGUCUGCAACAUUGGUGAAGAUGCAGAGUUGUUCAUGAGCCUCUAUGAUCCUGACCAGUCGAAACUGAUCAGUGAAAAUUACCUGGUUCGUUGGGGCAGUAAUGGGAUGCCGAAGGAAAUUGAGAAACUUAAUAAUCUCCAAGCGAUCUUUACAGACCUGAGCAGCUCUGACCUGAUCAGGCCCAAAAUCAGCUUGGUGUGUCAAAUUGUGAGAGUGGGGCACAUGGAGCUAAAAGAUGGGAAGAAACACACCGGUGGGCUCCGGAGACCAUUUGGGGUGGCAGUAAUGGACAUUACUGAUAUCAUACAUGGGAAGGUGGAUGAUGAGGAAAAGCAACACUUUAUUCCUUUUCAGCAAAUCGCAAUGGAAACCUACAUCAGGCAGCGACAGCUAAUCAUGUCUCCUCUAAUGACUUCCCAUGUGAUCGGCGAGAAUGAGCCUCUGACUUCGGUCUUCAACAAAGUCAUCGCUGCAAAGGAAGUGAAUCAUAAAGGGCAAGGCCUCUGGGUCUCCCUGAAGCUGUUACCUGGAGACUUAGCCCAGGUUCAGAAGGAUUUUUCUCACCUUGUCGACAGAUCGACUGCAGUGGCUCGCAAAAUGGGAUUCCCUGAGAUUAUUCUGCCUGGUGAUGUUCGAAAUGACAUCUACAUCACUCUGAUACAAGGGGAGUUUGACAAAGGGAAGAAGAAGACUCCCAAGAAUGUAGAGGUCACCAUGUCUGUGCAUGAUGAAGAUGGCAACCUCUUGGAGAAAGCUAUCCAUCCAGGCGCUGGUUAUGAAGGGAUCUCCGAAUACAAGUCUGUUGUUUACUAUCAAGUCAAGCAGCCUUGUUGGUAUGAAACCGUAAAGGUGUCUAUUGCAAUUGAAGAGGUCAGUCGUUGCCAUCUGAGGUUUACGGUCCGUCACCGAUCAUCACAGGAAUCCAGGGAUAAAUCGGAGAGAGCUUUCGGGGUGGCCUUUGUGAAACUGAUGAAUGCGGAUGGAACAACUCUGCAGGAUGGCAAACACAAUUUAGUCGUUUACAAGGGCGAUAACAAGAAAAUGGAAGACGCUAAAUUCUACUUAACUCUUCCUGGCACAAAAGUAGAGGAGGAGAAGGUCGGCCCACCAGGCAAAAACCUGCACCACUCGUCCAACUUCACGCCCACUAAAGACAGCACGAAGGACAGCUUCCAGAUCGCCACUCUUAUCUGCUCCACCAAACUGACCCAGAACGUUGACCUGCUGGGUUUGUUGAACUGGCGUUCUAACUCUCAGCACAUAGCGCACAACCUAAAGAAGCUAAUGGACGUGGAAGGAGGAGAAAUUGUAAAGUUUUUACAAGACACACUUGAUGCACUUUUCAACAUAAUGAUGGAGAUGUCAGACAAUGAAACCUAUGACUUCCUUGUGUUCGAUGCACUGGUAUUUAUUAUUUCUCUGAUCGGAGACAUCAAGUUCCAGCAUUUUAACCCUGUACUUGAAACUUAUAUUUACAAGCACUUCAGCACCACCCUGGCUUAUGUGAAACUCACCAGAGUACUGAACUAUUACAUACAAAAUGCAGAUGACUCCAGCAAGACAGAAUUGCUGUUCGCUGCCCUGAAAGCCUUGAAGUAUCUGUUCCGAUUCAUCGUCCAGUCACGGGUACUGUACCUGAGGUUUUAUGGGAAAGUCGAAGAUGGGGAUGAGUUUAACAAUGCAGUCCGCAAGUUGUUUUUCUCCUUCAAUGUCCUCAUGGACCGACCACUAGAGGAGGCUGUCAAGAUUAAGGGCGCAGCUUUAAAAUACUUACCAAGCAUCAUAAAUGACGUCAAACUGGUAUUUGAUCCGGUUGAGCUCAGCAUCCUCUUCAGCAAAUUUAUCCAAAGUAUCCCUGACAACCAGUUAGUUCGGCAGAAACUCAAUUGCAUGACCAAGGUAGUGGACAGUGAUCUGUUCAAACAAUCCGAAUGCAGAGAUGCUCUCCUGCCUCUACUAAUAGAUCAGCUAAGUGGCCAACUGGAUGACAAUUCAAACAAGCCAGAUCAUGAGGCCUGUUCUCAGCUCCUCAGUAACAUUCUAGAAGUGCUUGACCGGAAGGAUGUGGGGCCCACUGCAGUUCACAUCCAGCUGAUCAUGGAGCGCCUGCUGAGGAGAAUAAACCGGACGGUGAUUGGAAUGAACAGACAGUCUCUGCACAUUGGUAGUUUUGUAGCCUGCAUGACAGCCAUCCUGAGACAGAUGGAUGAUUUCCACUAUAACCACUACAUCAGCACUUUCAAAACCAGACAGGACAUUAUCGACUUCCUGAUGGAAACCUUCAUCAUGUUUAAGGAUCUGAUCGGAAAGAAUGUCUAUGCGAAUGACUGGAUGGUGAUGAACAUGAUGCAGAGCAGGGUUUUCCUCCGAGCAGUGAACCAAUUUACCUCUGUGCUCAACCGAUUCUUUCUGGAUCAAGCAAGCUUCGAACUUCAGCUCUGGAACAAUUACUUCCACUUGGCAGUAGCUUUUCUCACUCACGAAUCCCUCCAGCUGGAGAACUUCUCACAGGCCAAACGCAACAAAAUUGUCAAGAAAUAUGGGGACAUGAGGAAAGAGAUUGGCUUCAAAAUAAGGGAUAUGUGGUAUAACCUGGGCCCCCAUAAGAUCAAGUUCAUCCCAUCGAUGGUGGGUCCAAUCCUGGAGGUGACCCUGAUACCUGAGCCUGAGCUGCGGAAAGCUGCCAUCCCCAUCUUCUUUGACAUGAUGCAGUGCGAGUUCAACUUCAGUGGGAACAGAAACUUCCAUAUGCUUGAAAAUGAGUUGAUAACCAAACUGGACCAGGAAGUGGAAGGGGGCCGAGGGGACGAGCAAUACAAGGCCUUGCUGGAGAAACUCCUGCUGGAGCACUGCCGGAAGCACAAAUACCUGUCGAGUUCUGGAGAAGUGUUUGCUUUGCUGGUCAGCAGCCUGCUAGAAAAUCUCUUGGACUACAGGACCAUCAUGCACGAUGAAAGCAAGGAGAACCGUAUGAGCUGCACUGUCAACGUGCUGAAUUUUUAUAAGGAGAAGAAACGGGAGGACAUAUACAUCAGGUAUCUGUAUAAACUCCGGGAUCUACACAGAGACUGUGAGAACUUCACAGAGGCAGCAUACACUCUGCUUCUCCACGCAGAACUCCUUAAGUGGUCCGAUAAGCCGUGUGCUCCCCAUCUGCUGCAGAGGGACAGCUACUAUGUUUAUUCACAACAGGAACUCAAGGAAAAACUCUACCAAGAAAUCAUCUCUUUCUUCGACAAGGGCAAAAUGUGGGAGAAAGCAAUCCAGCUAAGCAAAGAGUUGGCUGACAUGUACGAGAACCAAGUCUUUGAUUACGAGGGGCUUAGUAACCUUUUGAAAAAACGAGCCAAGUUUUAUGAGAAUAUUAUGAAGGCGAUGAGACCUCAGCCAGAGUAUUUUGCUGUUGGGUAUUAUGGGAUGGGUUUCCCCUCAUUCCUCCGGAAUAAAAUCUUUAUCUACCGUGGCAAGGAGUAUGAACGGCGGGAAGACUUCAACCUGAAAUUGCUGACCCAGUUUCCAAACGCUGAGAAGAUGACCAGCACUACCCCUCCAGGAGAGGAGAUCAAGUCUUCCCCUAAACAGUAUGUGCAGUGCUUUAUAGUGAAGCCUGUGAUGAACCUGCCACCCAACUAUAAAGACAAGCCUGUUCCGGAGCAGAUCUUAAACUACUACAGAGCCAAUGAGGUGCAGCAGUUCACACAUUCCCGGCCAUUUAGGAAAGGAGAAAAAGAUCCGGAGAAUGAAUUUGCGACCAUGUGGAUUGAAAGAACGACUUACACAACCGCCUACACAUUCCCAGGCAUCCUCAAGUGGUUUGAAGCCAAACAGAUUACAAUGGAGGAGAUCAGCCCUUUGAAGAAUGCCAUCGAAACCAUGGAGCUGACCAAUGAGAAGAUCAGCAACAGCGUCCAACAGCACGCCUGGGACCGGGCCCUGCCUGUGCACCCGCUCUCCAUGCUGUUGAAUGGCAUUGUGGACCCUGCAGUCAUGGGGGGAUACACCAACUAUGAAAAGGCCUUUUUUACGGAGAAGUAUAUCCAAGAACAUCCUGAAGAUCAAGAUCAAAUUGAACUACUUAAGCAAUUAAUUGCCUUACAGAUGCCUUUGCUGGCUGAAGGGAUUAGGAUUCAUGGUGAGAAACUGACUGAGCAGCUGAAGCCCCUGCAUGACAGACUGACAACGUGCUUCAAAGAGCUGAAGAAGAAAGUAGAGAAGCUCUAUGGUGUGAUAACUCUGCCUUCCUCCCUGACGGAGAGGAAGCAGAGCAGGUCAGGCUCGGUGGUAUUGCCCUACAUCAUGUCUUCCACGCUGAGACGGCUGUCUGUCACCUCUGUGACUUCCUCUGUGGUAUCUACGUCCUCCACCUCAUCUGACAGCACCUCCUCCAGGCCAGGAUCUGACGGAUCCAUUCUCGAGCCUCUCUUGGAGAGAAGGCUGUCGACGACCUCCAAGGCUGAAGAGCUGCCUGUCAAGGAAGACGCCGAUAACCGGAUUAACAAAUUCAAGCGGAAGGAUUGGAGUAUUAGCAAGUCUCAGGUUAUUGUGGAGAAGGAGCCAGAAGCUGAACUGACUUCCAAAACGAGCACAUCAGAAAAAGCACAGAGGCCAAAGAGUCUUCAGAUAGGAGACAGCAGACUGACACUGCUUCAGGCUUCCUCACUCCAGCAGUCAAUCCCACUCACUCCACCCCCGAUCACUCCAAAAACCCCAAGAACCCACAGUUUUCCCUCAUUGCAGACAGAUGGAUUGGCAACUGCUAACUUCCAGAGCACCCCACCUCCGCCUCCACCCAAGAGCAAACCCUAUGAGAAUAGCAACUCCAGGAACUCUUUGGAGGUUGCCCCACCACUGCCCAGCAGACGUGAAGUCAAACCUCCCCCUCCGCCUCCGAAAGCAAGAAAAUCCAGCGUCGUCUCUUCGGAGCAGGGAUUGCAAUAAGGAUUCCCUCUGCAUAUCCAAUAACACCUUGAGAGAAAUGGGCUGCUUUUCUUUUACUGUCACUCUGGGUCUUUCCAGCCCUAAAGACUGGUGAUCCCAUCUUCCAUUCCCUUCCCUGGGAGUUUCCCCCAGGUAAUUCCAAAAUAAGCCACUUGAACUGUAUAUAUUUUGCAUUCCCAACCCUCUGAUUUUCCUUGCACCCAUUAAGUCACUAAGCCUGAUGGGGAACUUUGAGCUUUAAAAUGGAGGCAGUGUUACCAGAAAUCUGAGGCUCAUCCCCCAAAAGAGCUUGUCUGUACUGGUGGUGGUUCCACAAGUGUAACUGCAUCAGCGCAAACCCCUCGUGCAUGUGUGCCAUGCUAGUGUGAAAAGGAUUUGCAGCAGCACUUAAUCAGAGGUCAGCCACGUCAAUGCAAAACACUCCUUAUACUGCCCCAGCAUGUUUGCAUUACAGGUUUAUACCUAUGCAGCUGCACCAGUGGGGCGGAGGGUCAAGGGGGGAGUAAGAGAGCCCUGAUUUGCAUGGAAUGGACCAGAUUACAGCCAUUCCCAUCUGUGAAAUGCAGCCCCUGGAGACGACAGGUACUAACAUGUGAUGUUCUGCCUCAAUUCAAGCGGCCUCACAAGGUUCUGAUUGUGUCCUGAGACCUGCUGCGAGCAAAAAUGAUCCUCCUCUGCAGGGCCCUGACGUCUCUGCUGGUCACUCCUGUGUAUUAAAGACGAGGGCAGGUUGCUCACACUUGGGCCAACAAUGGUGGUAGCUCACUCCCAGGGGAGAGUUUGGGUUCGCCAACCCCGCCUCAGACCUUUGCUUUUGAUUCUUGUUUGAAUACUGCAAAGCAGCUGAUGCUCCGCCGGUGUUGCCUACCUGCUCAGCCUGUGUGCUCACGGGACGCAAUAGGCUACGACAUCUUUUUUUUUUUUUUUUUAAUAACUGAACAAUGGUGCAAAAAAGUCCUCUCUUCCCUGGUACGCGUUGCUUUAGCAUGAACAGGUUGCAAUUAUCAUUAUGGGCAGCUCAUCAAGAGGGACUGAGGUUAUGUCUGCAUUGUGAGAAAAGACCCACGGCACAGCCGCAGCUGGCCCGGGUCAGCUGACUCAAGCUCAUGGGGCUUGGGCUGCGGGGCUAUAAGAUUACAGUGCAGACGUUCAGGCUGGUGCUGGAGCCUGGGCUCUGGGACCCCACAAGACGAGAGGGUUUCGGAGCCUGGGCUCCCAAGCUUCUACACUGUUGACCUUAGCAAGUGUGAAAAAUCAAGAAACUUUUUUUUUUCCACAUGGCAGGGGGUUAGUUGUGUACAUAAGACAAAGUCCCUAAUAUCAAGAUGUUUGGUCACCCUAGUUGACCUAGGCCCUGAGACUUGGUUUUUAUCGCAGUAUAGAUGUACAUCUGAAUCUCAUAAACCAAGUUCAAUAACCAUUAGCCUUUCAAAUCCCAGUUGAACUCUUGGCCUUCCAAUCCACGCACUCACAAGCACGCCCCCUCUUACUGCACCCUGUUGUUGCAACUCUUCUUGUGCCUUUUGUCCUGUGCCUUUUGUCUGGGAGCUUCCAUUGUGUUCUGCACACAAAACACUUGGCCUAACUUUUAACAAUCACUAAAUUCAAAUGAGUCACACCUAGGUCUGAGAGGGACAUGAAAGACUGGACAGUACACCCUGAAGUUUCUGGUUUCUUGGGUUGCUCCAGUUCCUGAUGGGCUGUGUUUGGUGAAUAUGACAAUUAUGCUGUUUAGGGAUAUUUUAUAGAAUCAGUUCUAAUUCUUCUCUCUUAAUUACUUAUUCCUUUCUUCUGUUGUUUUCAGUGUGUGGCAGCAGCAUUCUGUUUAAUAAGUUUACACUGCCUGAUAGUCAAUCUAAAUUUUCCCUUCUAUAACUUCAUCCCCUGACUCCUAUUUAUACCGCCACUUGCCACCCUAAAUAAUUCCUUUCCCUGCUUGGUGUUAACAUCCUUCAAAAGCAUGUAGACCAGUUUUGCGGUCCCUCCCUUAGGGCGUGAUCCAGAGACUGCUGGAGUCAAUGGGCAUCUUUCCAUUGAAUUUAGCGGGCUUUGGAUCAGGCCCUUAGUCCAAAUAGGUAGGUCAUUAUCAUAACUCUUGUAAUCUUGUUUCAUAAAUCAAUCCCUCCAGGACCCUGCUCAUUUUCAUCGCCCAUAGUUUUCUGGUCACGUGAUGAUCUGAAUAGGUGAGGUCAAUUUAAAAAUGUGUGCUUGUUCUUUUUAGCCCUGCAAAACAAAUGAAAGAACUAGGUGGCCUAUAUUCUGCAUUCCCUUUCUCUGUCUAGGUUUGUAUAUUAUGAUCAUCACCAAAGUAUCUUAAGGUAUGUCUACACUGCAGUAAAAAGUCCGUGGCACCCAGACUCAGAACCCGGGUCAGUUGACUUGACCUCCCAGGGCUUGGGCUGCAGGACUAAAAAUAUCAGUGCAGCUGGUUGGGCUGGGGCACUAGCCCGAGCCCAGACUUUGAGGUCCUCCCGGUUGUGGGGCCUCAAAGCCUGGACUCCAGAUCGAGCCCAGUCAUCUACACUGCAAUUGUAUAGCCCCACAGC
Messenger RNA from Malaclemys terrapin pileata, 8336 nucleotides. RefSeq names its product dedicator of cytokinesis 5 (gene DOCK5). Bases 160 to 5790 code for a protein of 1876 amino acids. Lineage: Eukaryota; Metazoa; Chordata; Testudines; Emydidae. Gene Ontology annotation, biological process: small GTPase-mediated signal transduction; cell migration. Gene Ontology annotation, cellular component: cytoplasm; plasma membrane. The transcript has 52 exons. The record is from RefSeq and is a predicted model, not a curated record. Gene Ontology annotation, molecular function: small GTPase binding; guanyl-nucleotide exchange factor activity.